Messenger RNA from Aspergillus nidulans FGSC A4, 704 nucleotides. Its product is annotated as CFEM domain-containing protein. The record is from RefSeq and is a predicted model, not a curated record. NCBI's taxonomy places the organism in Eukaryota, Fungi, Ascomycota, Eurotiomycetes, Eurotiales, Aspergillaceae. Bases 76 to 468 code for a protein of 130 amino acids. The transcript has 2 exons.
CUACAUCUUUACUAUUCUCAUCAAGCCCAAGAACUUCUCUACCAUCCGCAUUCUCAACCGCCGGAUAUCCACAAAAUGCGCUUCCUUGUCCCGCUUGCUCUCCUCGGUGCCACUGCCACCACUGUGGUAGCCGAAACCCCUCAGGACCUGAUUCAAAACUCGAUUCCCGCAUGCAUGCAAUCCUGCUUUACCGACGCGAUUGAGAAACUGACCGGCUGCGACUUGUCUGACACGGACUGUGUCUGCAAAGCCGGCAUACCGGACUCGGAGACUAUCAGUACAUCCAGAGACAGCUUGACCUCGUGUGUUAAGGACUCUAACUGCACCGCUUCCGAGGCUCAGCAGAUCGCUGACCUGGACGUCAAUUCACUUAUGAGCCAGAGCAGCGACGUUUGCAGUGGUGCGGUCACCGUUUCUGCUAAUGUCGUUCUCGCUGCUGGUGCGAUGGCGUUCGCCUUUCUCUUCUAAAACAGUGCGCUUCAACCAAUGACGAUGACUGACGGAGCAGCUUUCUCUUGCUCUUCUUUCUGUUAUCCUUAUUCUGGCUUUAUAAUGUUGUGGAUUUUUUUUUUACAUAAUACCAACGCAUACUGUACAUAUACUCAGAGUACAUAAAGAUAACAGAUGCUACUUACCGCGUCACUACUGAAAUAGCGUGAGUUGCGCAAAGUCUGGGGACGAUGGCGAAUCGGCUGUCUUAGAAG